CCAAAUGACAAGAUGGGGAAUUUCCGCAAACUAUAACCUGUGUGUAGACAUGUUAUCGAAAGUGACUUAUUACUUUUUGAGAUUAGAUGAAUACGUUGUCAUUGGUAAAGUUUAGAGUUAUAGGAGACAUUAAUGUGUUGUAGCGGGUUUUACCUCAGUGUAUAUACCUCGGACUGCACUUCCGUGUUGUGUUGUCGGAUAUUUAUAACUGAAGCCAUAUUUCGAGAUACUGCAGCUGUUUACGGCAUUACACACAUUUGCUAAGAGGUCGAGGGGGGUUUCUUAGCUUAGUGUAUAUUUGGCUGUACUGCUUGUAAAGACGUUACUGGCCUGGGUUUGUCCCAGGCAUGAAGAGAAAAGCAAAAGCUAUGGGUACAACUCAAAGCCACGAUUCAGCCUCAAGUUGGAUAACGUCUGCAGCCACACAACCGCCAACCUCGUCUUCAAAUGAAGAUCUGUUCCCUGUUCCUCUUGAGAUCCUGGAGGAGAUCUUCCUGAAUCUUCCUCCUGAUCAGGUGAUUCGUUCAUGUCGGUUGGUAUGCCAACAGUGGAAAGAAGUGGCCGACAGUGAAUCUUUGUGGAGAGAGAGAUGUAGAAGAGAAGGAUAUCGCCUCCGUGAUGCUUCCAGAAUACCCAAAGACUGGAGGUUGUUUUACUUCUUGUGCAAGAAGAGAAGAAAUCUUCUCAAGAAUCCAAGAGGAGAACACAAAAUGAAGGGUUGGCAGAUAUUGGAGAACGGUGGUGAUAAGUGGAAAAUAGAGGGACUCAUGGUGCCACAUCCAGAUGAGACAGUCCAGAAAAACUUUGUGACCUCUUAUGUAAUGUGCAGGAAGGCCCAGCUGAUUGAUUUGGAGAAGGAAGGUUACAACCCAUCAUUUAUGGAUCACUUCCAGCCAGACAUCAAAAUAUCUGAUUGGUAUGCGCCGCGAUGGGACUGUGGCAGUGAGUAUGACAUCUGUGUAGAGUUGCUGAAUCAAAGAAAGAGGCCUAUCCAGACAUUUGCUCCCAAGACUGUCCUCUUUGAGCAGUGGAACGAUCAGAAAUGGAAUCAGAUGACCCACGUUUUCCAGAACUAUGGACCUGGAGUGAGAUACAUUCGCUUUACCCAUGGAGGCAAGGACACACAGUUCUGGGCAGGAUGGUUUGGAAUUCGUGUUACUGACAGCUGCGUUGAGAUCUGUCCAGCAGCGGACACAUAGCUCCUCUAAUACCUGCUGCCUGCUUUUGCCUGAAAUUGCACAUAUUGUCAUAUUUGCCUUCUAUAAUCAUCUCUCAUUGUGCGUUAAUUUUUCUUACAUACAAUGUAUGCAUAUUAAUUAUAUAUUAUUAUUACCUUUCAGUUUAUCUUGCUGAUAACUGUUAAAAAAAAAAAGAGCAUCAUAUUGGUAUCUUUACGGUGAAGGUAGUUGUUUCUAUUCUCUACCAAAGAGCCAUUAUAAUCCCUGAGAACGCAGUACAGUUUAUCAGUUUGGAAAGCCAUGUCACCAUCUCAUUUUCCAUAUUCUACAUUCCUAAUUAAAACAAUUUUUAACACUGAACAAAAUCAUUUAGGGACAAGAAGCCAUGUACGGUAUCAAAGUAGCUUUGAGGAACAGACUCUUUGAAUGGUCUGUCUGGCUCUGAUGUUCAUGUGUACUUCUCAGUUGUUGUAAAUGAAAGGUGUUGUGAUAAUAACUUAAAUGAAAUUAUAUGAUUACAAAAGUGGGUGUUUGACAGAUUAAAUGCUACAUGGCUUUGCAAAAGAAAAAAGUCAAAAAACUGACCUUUCAGAUCUCAAGUGAUUCUGUCUGUAUUGCUACUGUAACACUGCAACACUUUGACCCACCAGCCAUAGUGGAAAUAUUCUUUGCACUGCUCUGUAAUGUGUAAAUUCUGAUGCUGUGGAUUUGUAAUUAAAAAAUACUUUUUUCUGUUGCAGGA
Messenger RNA from Seriola aureovittata, 1920 nucleotides. Its product is annotated as F-box only protein 6-like. The transcript has 6 exons. Lineage: Eukaryota; Metazoa; Chordata; Actinopteri; Carangiformes; Carangidae. Gene Ontology annotation, cellular component: SCF ubiquitin ligase complex; cytoplasm. Bases 348 to 1199 code for a protein of 283 amino acids. Gene Ontology annotation, molecular function: ubiquitin protein ligase activity; protein binding. Gene Ontology annotation, biological process: glycoprotein catabolic process; SCF-dependent proteasomal ubiquitin-dependent protein catabolic process. The record is from RefSeq and is a predicted model, not a curated record.